AUGCAAGACUCUAUGAGCAAAAUACCAGACAUUCCAAGCUGGAACGACAUCAAGUACGAGUCCUCCGAUAAGGCGGGUUUCCCUUCGUACGAAAAUACCAAGACAAAGAAGAGCACUCAAAUGCGGGCGUCAAAAGUCUGUGUGUAUUGUCAUGAUCGUAAAGUUAGAUGCAACGUUUCCGUGAAGCCAGAAGGCCAGCCUUGCACGAACUGUAACGAGUCGGGCACUGAGUGUGUCAUCUACAAGCGCAAGAAGCGUGUAUGCAGAAAGAAAUCUGAUCUGCUUCAUCCCGACAAGUUCUGGCUCUACUCCGGAUUUGAGCAAGAUUUGCCAGAAUUUGUUGAACCGAGUUUACAAAAGGAGUCACUUCAUGUCAACACCAUUAAGUUGGACCCAAACGUGGUUCUGAAGAAGAAUUUUGGGUCCCUGUUGAGAAUAGAACACUCUCUUUUCAACAGUAAUUUCAGUUGUAUCAACGAUAUAGUUGAAGACUUGAUUUUGGAUAGCGAAGCGCAAGGACGCAAUCGUUCUUACCGUCUUGACGAGUACGACUUCCAAAUGCUCAACAUGUAUGGAUGUUUCAACCUACCAGAUGAAAGAACGUGUUGGACGUUCAUCAACAAUUUCUUCUUGAUCCUCAACCCGCAACUGCCAAUCAUCGACAAAAACCAAUUUUACGAGGAUUACAAAGACCUUCGUAACCCUCCUUCCUUGCUAUUGUUAUAUUCUGUUCUUUAUGUCGGAGCCAGACAUAGCGACACAGUCAACACAUCGAAAGAGGAGUUACUGUAUCUGGACAAAAUCUGUCGGGUCAUGUUCAAGAGAGCAAAAGUUUUGUAUGAUCUGUCCAUUGAAACAGAACCCAUACCUUUGAUCCAGUCAUUGUUGUGUCUGAUCUGGAACUACGAGAAUUCGUCACUUCUUUGCAAGAAUGACUAUUACUGGACUAAUCUGGCUAUCCAGAGUGCUUUGAGACUUGGAUUUCACAAAGACAACGAUCUUAACCCCACUUUGAGUCCGUACGAGAAACUAAUGUACAAGAGAUUGUUCUGGUGCCUGCACAUCAAGGACAAGCUUGUUGGCUUGGGUUUUGCUACACCGUUCAUGAUCGAUCUGGAUGACUGCGACGUCAGUAUGCUUCAGGAAUCCGAUUUGAAGGAUACUGAUUUGUCAGAAGCCGAGGCGUCUUAUUUCAUUAGCUUCAUACGGUUUGCAAACCUUGUUGAUGACGUUGUUAAAGAGCAAGCCAAAAUGAAUAAACUCACCAGAUCAGAAGACUUGGUCCAGUCGAUCAAGCAGUGCGACCAGAUGCUCAUAUCCUGGCUCGAAGAGGUGCCAUAUUAUCUUAAGUUCAGGCUGGAUGAUCCGUCAACACACUCGUUCCUCAGUGGACUGCUAACGUCACAGUAUUAUACCCUACUCAUUCUCACCCAUAAGGCCAAUAUCCAAAGAGGAUUAGGCGACCAAUACCCGUCGUGGGCCAUUUCGUUUCAGGCUGCUCAAAUGGUGAAGCUAAUUGCAGAUUCGAUGAUCGAGCACGGAUUCUUGAUCCAUGUUGCUUUGAUCUCUCACAAUACACUUUAUGCUUCUACCAUCAUCAUGCUAUACCAUCUGAUGAACGAGGACAAACAAGUUGCCAGAAUAGCAGAGCAGUUUUUUCUCAACAUUCUUAAGAUUUGGGAGAUCUCGUCAGUCAAAUGGCCGUCCUGUUAUCCGAUGUGGUUCAUUUUCAACAGACUGUACAGCGACGACGCUAAGAAGCGCGAGUUGUUGAAUUCUCUGGUUGGAGAGCAGCAGUCAAAGAACACAAUGAUCGUCAACUCAAACGGGAUAAUGCUACCUUUACCAAACUAUCAUACGAUAUAUUCAGGCCCAAACCUCCCAAACCAUACACAACAGAACGUCAAAAUGAACAUACCAAGUGCACAAGGAUACACAGAACCAUACGGACAUUCAACAGCCCACAGCUCAAAAAUUCCUCUCACACCAGAUAAAGACCUAGACAAGCUCUUUACCAAUAACGUGUUUUCACAGUCAAAGACGCUUCUUCCAAAAUUGAACCUAGCCAUAGGUUCACAGCUCAAACGCCCACAAUCACCUUCGAAUAAACAGGAACCUGUGCAGUCAAGUGCAACCACGUCGUCCGACAUCCCUGUCAGUCUCUGGCUCAUGAACGCAUCAUGGCAGCCAAACUUCACUGGCAGAGAAAGUAGCAGCAAUGCUAAAACCCCAGCAACAACAUUCACGAAAAACCCUACCAAAACUGAGCAUAAUCGCCAUGACCAUAAUACGGUACAAUUGGCACCUCCCAAUUAUGACCCAAGUUCUAUCCACAUAUAUCAUAACCACGAACCCAAUCUCAUGGACCACAUAGCCCAAGGUCAGAACCCAAGACUCCGAAAUGACUAUGCUAAUCCUGCUAUUCAAGCAAAAUCUUUAAUCCGAAGGAAGUCUUUCGUAAAGCUCAAGGGUUCUUUUGUUGCGGAAAAAGAAGAACACCCACAUCAUAUUCGCGGACAAGAACAGCAGCAAUUCAUAGAAUGGGAAGUAAACCAAUCCAGCACCAUCACCACCUGCUGUGUUGUCCGCAAUGAGGCCCAUGAUGUAGGGCAUAACGGUGGCCCCCAUAGCACCCAAACCACAAAUGAUGGCCACACCUGCAGUAGAAAGUCUUUUUGGAAGGGUCUUCAUGGAAAUCACCACGGUCACAGAGAACAUAGGACCAACAAAGAAUCCGACAAAGCAAAUAGACGUGAUCAUGAUGAGCGGGAUGUGAUUGAACAACCAGAAGACGCAAACACCAAUCGUGACCAAGGUACAAUAUAUUAUCAUACCUUUUGUUUCAAAGUCAUCAAACAGAUGACCGGUAACGAGACCAAGAACCAACCGACCGGCGGUCAAAAAGAUCCAGUACGCACUUGUGACGUAGGAAGAAGAGCUGUCAGUGAAUUCAUGGAUUCUCAGUAG
This is a messenger RNA of Ogataea philodendri, 2967 nucleotides long. RefSeq lists its product as uncharacterized. Gene Ontology annotation, biological process: DNA-templated transcription; regulation of DNA-templated transcription. The record is from RefSeq and is a predicted model, not a curated record. The transcript has 2 exons. Bases 1 to 2967 code for a protein of 988 amino acids. Gene Ontology annotation, molecular function: DNA binding; DNA-binding transcription factor activity, RNA polymerase II-specific; zinc ion binding. Lineage: Eukaryota; Fungi; Ascomycota; Pichiomycetes; Pichiales; Pichiaceae.